AUGGGCAAACCUUCAAAAGAAAGAAAUCAAAAGGCUCCCGCUAGAGGCCGUGGACGAGGUAGAGGUGGUUCUGCAGCAAGAGGUGGAGGUAGUGGAAGGCAAAAAGCUUUAGUCGUGAAAAGUAAUGAAGAAGCUUUAGAUGAUGAGGAGAUCUUCAGGAGAGUUAUGGCUGGAGAAUCAGUCGGAUCAGAAGGCUCGUCAAGCGGAUCAGGCUCGGAAGAAGAAGAUAAAUCCGAGCAAGGUACAGAUGAUGAUUCUGAUCUGGAAGAAGAUGACGACGACGAUGAAGUCGAAAUCGUCGGUAUAGACGUUCCUGUUGGAAUGUGGGAUUUUGAUCAUUGUGAUCCAAAAAGAUGUUCAGGUAAAAAACUGGCCAGACAUGGAUUGAUAAAUUCCAUGAGGGUAGGUCAGAGAUUUAGAGGAAUCGUAUUAACACCGAAAGGGAAGAAACCGAUAUCUCCUUCGGAUGAUGAGAUUGUACAAAUUAGUGGAUUAGCAGUUGUUGAAUGUAGUUGGGCUAGAUUGGAUGAAGUUCCAUUCAAUAAGAUCAAGUCGCCCUAUGAGAGGAUACUACCAUUUUUAAUAGCAACGAAUCCUGUGAAUUACGGUAAACCUUGGAGACUGAAUUGUGUGGAAGCUUUAGCAGCUGGAUUCUAUAUAACUGGGCAUCCAGGUUGGGCUGAAGUAUUAUUAAGUAAAUUCUCAUGGGGACAUUCAUUUUAUAAAUUGAAUGGACAAUUCAUCGAAAGAUACAUAACAUGCGAUACUGCAGAAGAUAUAAUAGCAAUGCAAGAAUUGAUUCAACAGGAGAUCGCUGAUGAGAAAGCUCAACGUCAGCAUGAGAAAGAGGAAAACGAAGGACAAGAUCUAUUGAGGAUAAAUCCGAAUCAUGUGGGAAAUGAAUGGGAUGAAGGUCAAAUUUCAAAAGACCGGGAUAGCGGUAGUGAAGAUGAGGUGGAAGCUUUGGUACAAGAAAUGGAUAAGACGACCAUCGCUGCUUGA
Messenger RNA from Kwoniella shivajii, 1002 nucleotides. RefSeq lists its product as uncharacterized. The record is from RefSeq and is a predicted model, not a curated record. The transcript has 6 exons. Bases 1 to 1002 code for a protein of 333 amino acids. Gene Ontology annotation, biological process: maturation of SSU-rRNA. Lineage: Eukaryota; Fungi; Basidiomycota; Tremellomycetes; Tremellales; Cryptococcaceae. Gene Ontology annotation, molecular function: rRNA small subunit aminocarboxypropyltransferase activity.